AUGAACGUGUCAUCUGCCAACGUCACCAUGGUUACAUCCUACCGGGAUUCCAUUGGAAAAGCUGUGACCAAAAAUAUGAUUGUUGUGAUUCUGGGGAUCUCUAUGAUCUACAUCAAUGCAAACCUCAUUCACACCUUCCGAAAACACCAGGUAUUUUACGUGAAUCCUCGGUACAUCCUUUUCAUCCACCUGGUGGUCAACGACAUGAUCCAACUGACGCUGACAGUCCUUCUCUUCCUCCUCAGCUACAUCAUCUACAAAAUAAAUGUCUCCAUCUGUUGUGUGUUAAUGUUGAGUGCACUUUUCACUACUGAAAACACUCCUCUGAACCUGGCUUGCAUGGCGGUGGAGUGCUACAUCGCCGUCUGCUUCCCCCUUCGCCACACUCGGAUCUGUACAGUCAGGAGAACACAGUUGCUGAUUGGUCUAAUCUGGUUUGUAAGCAUGUGUUCUGUUCUUCCUGAUUUCUUUGUCACCUUGGCAACUGAGCCCGUAACAUUUUUUCACAUGAAAGUGUUCUGUCUCAGGGAGACUGCCUUCCCAAAUCCACACUUGAUCAGGAAGAGAGACAUUACGUAUCCGGUGUAUCUAAUGAUUAUUUGUUUGGUUAUUGUUUACACUUACUUCAAGAUUGUGUUCACUGCAAAGUCAACCAACAAAGAUGCCAGAAAAGCCAGGAACACGAUCCUCCUCCAUGGCGUUCAGCUCGUGUUGUGUAUGGGUUCAUACAUUAUGCCCACGUUGGGUCAUGCUAUACGACAGUGGUUUCCCAAACAUUAUUCUGACUCCAUCUUUGCUGGUUACAUUGUUGUGCAGAUUCUGCCACGAACCAUUAGUCCAUUCAUAUAUGGCAUAAGAGACAAUACUUUCAGGAGGUACCUUAGAAAGUAUUUAUUGUGUCAAAAGAGCAUGUAA
Molecule: messenger RNA, 915 nt
Organism: Thalassophryne amazonica
Lineage: Eukaryota; Metazoa; Chordata; Actinopteri; Batrachoidiformes; Batrachoididae
Product: odorant receptor 131-2-like
Exons: 2
Coding region: 1-915 (304 amino acids)
Biological process (GO): G protein-coupled receptor signaling pathway
Cellular component (GO): membrane
Molecular function (GO): G protein-coupled receptor activity
Source: RefSeq, a predicted model, not a curated record